Molecule: messenger RNA, 864 nt
Organism: Pieris brassicae (large cabbage white)
Lineage: Eukaryota; Metazoa; Arthropoda; Insecta; Lepidoptera; Pieridae
Product: transmembrane protease serine 12-like
Exons: 6
Coding region: 9-842 (277 amino acids)
Biological process (GO): proteolysis
Molecular function (GO): serine-type endopeptidase activity
Source: RefSeq, a predicted model, not a curated record
CCGUUGACAUGCAUGUAAAUGAUCCACCUCAUUCAAAAUUUACAAGAGGAGAGAAAUGUAUUUUCUUCCACAUAGUUCUCGUGUUUGUUGCAAUUUUAUUUAUGCUUAUAAUAUUUAUAAUUCAUUUAUAUGUCGUUAACCAUACCGAAAAGAGUGCAGGUAACACACGACGCUCUGGCAACAAAGAUAACGUUCAAGAUUAUCCAUCAAUUGGUGUAGUUUAUUUGGAUGUAACACCAAUAGUGACAGUAUGUAACUCCAUGCUCCUUCGAACCAAGUGGUCGAUCUCUCCUGCGAACUGUGUCGUUAUACGAACCCAUCCAGAACUAGCUUUUAUGCUGAUGAGAUGGAGGAUUGAUUAUGGACAGGAUACGAUAUAUACCACCAAAAUAAAACGUAGCGUGCCACACCCACAUUUCGACAAAGAUACUUUUAGCAAUAAUAUCGGAUUAUUUGAACACGUCGAUACGAUCCCAUUACAACAGUUUCUGGUUAAUUUAGAUUAUGUUAAUUUGGAACAUAGCUCAUUCAAUCUACGGAUAAUCACAAGAGAAAAAAUUGAAGGCUCCAACAAAUUAUUAAUUUACGAUGCAUCAUACAUAAAGAGAGAGACAUGUAUUGAAGAUCUUUCGGUUAUAGGAGAUGUACGAAGCUAUGAAUACUGCAUUAUACCUAAGGACAAACCAACAUUGGUGUAUGGAGCGUUAGUUAUGCUAAAUAAAGAAGUCGUGGGUAUAUAUUCCUGGGGCGAGCGAAAUACUUAUCGGCUCCCUUGUGUUAUACUGAACGUUACAUUUUAUUCAGAAUGGAUUGACACAAUCGUUUUCUAUGAAAUUACUUAAUAAAAUUAAUAGAUACAAUUAA